Aedes aegypti (yellow fever mosquito) is the source of this 1568-nucleotide messenger RNA. RefSeq lists its product as uncharacterized. The transcript is spliced from 7 exons. Bases 188 to 1471 code for a protein of 427 amino acids. The record is from RefSeq and is a predicted model, not a curated record. Lineage: Eukaryota; Metazoa; Arthropoda; Insecta; Diptera; Culicidae.
ACCGUAUCGUUUAGUAUCGAUUGAACCGCGGAACUGAUAAUUACGCGCUCGGAUUGAAAGUGUGGAUCGCGAUGUCGAUGACCAUGUAGCAGUUUAUGGAUAUUGCUUUCGGAUUACAGUGAAUGUAGAACAUAGUCGAUAAAGUAGAUUCGGAAUUGGAAGCAUCCUUUUGCUCAACCGUUGCAAGAUGGUAUUCCAAAACUAUGGAGUGUUCAGGGCAUUCGCCAUAUUUGCGGGAAUUUUCGGAAUCAUUCAAUCGCUCAUUUGGAUUGGCUUUGCGAUUACCGGAAUAGUGGCGUUCUACUGCGAUAUGGACUUCUCUGGUCAAACAAACACACUUGGUUCGUUGCUAACCCUAACGUUCUUCCGCCAGUACUUCGAAGGAACAUGUGAAAUUGAUAUCCCUCUCAUCGACAUGACAGUCGUGCGGGAGUUGAACCUGCUUUCACCAGGGGAUCUACACGCCUGGGUUUGGGUCUACCUCAUCCUCCAUAUAUUUUGGGCGGUCAGCUCUCUCACACUACUCACCAAUGCUCGAAAGAAGUACGUUCGAUACAUCAACAUAUUCUUGUACAUCUGGAUCGCCUUCACGGUGACGAUAAGUGUCCUGGACUUGGCGCUAGGAAUUCAAUUCGCCGUAGAUUAUGACACUAUAAUUAGCGCUCUGUUCCUACGCGCCUACCCAGCUCCGACCCCAGCAGAUGAGGUCCUCGUGACGGCAGCGACAGCCUCCGGUAUAAUGCUGGUAAUGGCCUUCCGUGGUUUCAUCAUUUGGAUCAUCAACGUCACGUUGGUCGUGUACCUGUUCACGCAGACCUUCACCAUCUACGACUACAAUCAGUUCCGGCAAAAGAGCGGUUCCACGAACGCUGCAUUUGUCGGGGAUAAUGGCGGACCGCGUCGAGCGCCAAUAGAUGCUUAUGACAUGAGUCAAUCGCAACGCCACAUCCAAGAAGACGUUCGCCGCCCGUAUAAUCCACCGACUAACUACCGUCGACCGUUGGAUCGUAUCUCUGAGCAACCGACCGAAAUCAUCGAACGACCAAUUCAACAGCAGACACAGCAAGACUACUCCAACCAAUCCAGAUCGUACACGCCUCAGCCUAGCACUUCCGUAGCACGCACUUUCGAACCUCUCGCCAGACAGCCUUCCGCCGAACCAGAAGAGAUUCGUCCCGAUCCACCAAAGCCGAUUCCACCUCCUCCACCACCGAAGAACUUCAACAUGAAUACCGUCGUACGAAGGGAUGCUGCCGCAGCCAAGGUUGCCCAGGAGCUGAACUAUCGCAACAGUUUUAACGUCACUGGACCGGGUAAUGGUUUGCGGACAUUUGCCCCAGCCCCUCCGCCUCCCGUCAAUAACGACUCGGAUCUUCCGACGCCCAACUACAGCCCUCCGAUGCCAAGGGUGAAUCCCUUCGAAAACCGACCUCCUUUGAGAUCGGUCCUCAGGAAUAGCAGAUACCAGUAAUACGCAAAAGCUAGUCGACGUCUGUCUUCCGAAUGCAACAAACUCGUUUACUUAUGUUAAUUAGAAGUUAAAUAAAGAAAACACUAUUGUAAUGGAA